ACAUUUACAUUUCGUAUGCAGUAAGCCACACAAAAAUCUGUUACGAACUUCGUAACGAUAACAAAUUGAAAGACUUAUUCGAGGCUAGGCAAACAUACUAUCAAUACCAUCAAACUAUAGAAGAGUAUCUAUCAUUGCCAUUGAAAUGUUUGAACCUCUACUUAUCGUAUAUGGAACGUGCUGUAGCUGCACUGGAAUCGGAUGCUGCUAGCAAAGUCACAGAUGAACUAGUCUCAGUUUCAACGGCAAUAGAGACAUUGAAAAACUUCUUAAACGUUAUUCAAAUGUGGAUAGCAGACACCACCAAAAAGCUUGGCUCGAUUCGAAAAAUGCAAACAAUAAAAUGUGUCUUAGUCGGAAGUUCUGUUGGUAAAACUAGUCUCAUUGUUUCUUAUAAAAACAAAGACUUCGAGGCGGCUGAGGAAUGGCCUAUUCCGUUCGAGAAAAUUGAAAAAACGGUUGUGAUUGACGAUGAACCAUACACUUUACAUUUAGUUGAUACUGGUAGCCAAGAGGCCUAUGAUUGCUACAGACCAUUUUCAUAUAUAGAUGCGGAUGUAUUCUUGGUAUGUUAUUCUGUGGUCCUACCUUACUCAGUGGAUUACGUGAUGGAAAAGUGGCUGCCGGAGAUACGGCAUUUUUGUCCAAAUAAACCGUUUUUGUUAGUCGGAACACAAAUUGACCUGAGAUUUGACAAGAAGAUAUUGAAGCUUUCACAAACGCCGAAAUCAAUAGAGGAAGGGGUAAAAUUGGCUAAAAGAUUAAAAGCAGUUAAAUAUGUUGAAUGCUCCGCAAAGUUUAAGGACACAGUAAAAUAUGUAUUUGACGAAGCAGUUCGUGCUACAGUUAAACCUUCUGAAAAGCCCAAAUCGACUAGAAGAUUUAAACUGUUUUGAUUGGAAACAAAACAACAACAACAAGUUGCGAAUUGGGAUUAGGGGGUCGGAGUGUAGAUUGCUCUUAAACUAUUUUUAAAAAAUUGAAUAUUUUUUGACAAACAUUUUUAUGAAUUAAA
Messenger RNA from Bradysia coprophila, 1015 nucleotides. RefSeq lists its product as uncharacterized. Gene Ontology annotation, biological process: small GTPase-mediated signal transduction. Lineage: Eukaryota; Metazoa; Arthropoda; Insecta; Diptera; Sciaridae. The record is from RefSeq and is a predicted model, not a curated record. Gene Ontology annotation, molecular function: GTPase activity; guanyl-nucleotide exchange factor activity; GTP binding.